UAAAAACCGGUUCAUAGCUGUUCAACCGCUUCGUCACAAAUUCAUAGUCGUGUUUAUAUAGCCGUUGCCAGAUUUCCUGAAAUACCCUACUCACAAUUCGCAGAAAAAACCCUAGUUACAAUUCGCUAUUUUUCUCUGAAAAAUCUCUCGAACGCACAACUCCUUCAUUAACGCUCUUCUUCUCUCUCUCUAACUUUUAGUCUUGUUCAUGUUUUGCUGGAUUUCUACUCUUUCUAUACAAUUUUGAUAUAUCAUAUAUAUAUUAUCUAUAUAUGUUCUGUUUCUGAAACUGUUUUUGGAUACAGGAAUUGGUACGAAAAUGUUGCGAUUUCCUCUCUCCAAUCGAAAACUUCGAAGGAAAAAGUCGCGUGAAAACAUGAAGAAAUUGGACCAGUGACAAGUGUCAGAUGGGCACCGGAUGGAGUACAUCUUGCUGUUGGUUUAAAUAAUUCCCACAUCCAGCUGUGGGACUCUUCAUCUGGUCGGAUGCUGAGGAAUUUGCGUGAUGGGCAUAGUUUAAGGGUUGGUUCACUCGAUUGGAACAAUCACAUCCUUACAACUGGGGGAAUGGACAGUUUGAUCAUAAACAAUGAUGUAAGAAUAAGAUCCAGCAAUGUUGGAACAUAUAGGGGACAUUGUCAGGAGGUUUGUGGACUCAAAUGGUCUGCAUCAGGCCAGCAACUAGCAAGUGGGGGGAAGGACAGUCUCCUCUACAUAUGGCAUAUCUCUAUGACCUCUAAAAAUUCUGCCAAUAAGUGGAUUCACUGCCUAAAAGACCACAGAGACGCUGUGAAAGCUCUUUCCUGGUGUCCUUUCCAGAGUAAUCUGCUUGCCUCUGGUGGUGGUGUAGGAGACCAGUGCAUAAAGUUUUGGAACACCAACACUGGAUCACGCCUGAACUCAGUAAAUACAGGUUCACAGGUCUGUUGCUUGCUUUGGAACAAACAUGAACGUGAGCUAAUGAGCUCUCAUGGCUUCAAUGAUAACCAACUUACCCUAUGGAAGUAUCCUUCUAUGGUCAAGAUUAUAGAUCUUUAUGGUCAUACAUCAAGAGUUCUUCAUAUGGCUCAGAGUCCAGAUGGGGGUACAAUUGCAUCUGCAGCAGCGAAUGAGACACUAUUGUGGAACGUGCUUGGAACUCCUAAAUUGGCCGUGAAUGCUCCCAAAACGAAGCCAGAACCAUUUGUUAAUCUCGCACGCCUCAGGUGAAGAGUCUGUACCUGGAAUGGGUGAUUAAAAGCAUUUUUCUUGGUACAUGCUCCGUUGGAUUUGUGACGAAAUUGGCUAAAAAUUAUUCAAGGGGAAAAAAAACGAAUAAAGAAGUUUGCAUAUUUAAGGUUCCCAUUUAAGAGCAACUGCCAACCAAUAUAUUAGCCCCAUAUCUACAAGCCUUCAUUUUUAAGUCAUCGUCAUCGUCAUCGUCAUCAUCCAUGCCUUUAUCCUACAAUCGGGAUCGACCACAUGGAUUCCUUUUCCACUCUUUUCUAUCAUAAGAUGUUUUUGCAGAAAUGUCAAAGAGCAUAAAGUGUUGAUUUAUAAAAGAUCUAGAACUGAAUAUUACAUUCCCUCCAAAGCUCUAUUUUUGGGUGAUUUUGAUCUUUAACAGCAAGAGAAUCUCACUUAUAUCCAGUCUAUUCCAAAGUCUUCUGCUGAAGCAAGUGAUUGUGCCGAAAGUUUAGAAGCAUUUCAUCUUGAUUAUACUCUGGUCAUAAGCCCUCUCUACAAGCUGUGAAGUACUUCAAAUCCUCUUCUCUGCAAUUUCACAUCUGCUGCAGAUCAAAGUUUAGAAGCAUUUCAUCUUGAUUAUACUCUGAUCAGAAGCCCUCUCUACAAGCUAUGAAGUACUUCAAAUCCUCUUCUCUGUCCUCUGACUGAAAUUGUGUUUUUUCUGACCGAAAUUUUUUUUUUAUUUUUUUAUUUUAUCUUUUUUGUAUAAGUUUGUAAAGCACUAUUGACCUUUAGUUUUAGUGGAAAAACAGUGUGAGUUUGUACUCUGUGAGAUAGAACACUGUGAGUGUGUGAAGAAAAGAGUUGUGUGUGUAAUUCUCUUCACAUAGUGGAUAAGAUUUCAUGCUAAA
Cornus florida is the source of this 2078-nucleotide messenger RNA. Its product is annotated as cell division cycle 20.2, cofactor of APC complex-like. The record is from RefSeq and is a predicted model, not a curated record. The transcript has 6 exons. Gene Ontology annotation, cellular component: anaphase-promoting complex. Bases 487 to 1209 code for a protein of 240 amino acids. Gene Ontology annotation, biological process: anaphase-promoting complex-dependent catabolic process; positive regulation of anaphase-promoting complex-dependent catabolic process; positive regulation of ubiquitin protein ligase activity. Lineage: Eukaryota; Viridiplantae; Streptophyta; Magnoliopsida; Cornales; Cornaceae. Gene Ontology annotation, molecular function: protein binding; ubiquitin ligase activator activity; anaphase-promoting complex binding.